GCUAUGGCGGCUGUUCGAUUUACGGCAGUUAUUCUGGUUUGUUUAUUACCGGCGGCCGUUUUAUCUUACGGUUUUCCGGCGACCUUGAAGCUGGAAAGAGCGGUUCCGGCGAAUCACGAGAUGGAAAUCAGUCAACUCAAGGCGCGUGACAGAGCCAGACACGGCAGAUUGUUACAGUCGCUCGGCGGAGUCAUCGAUUUCCCCGUCGACGGAACUUUUGAUCCUUUCGUUGUUGGAUUAUACUACACGAAACUGCGUCUGGGAUCUCCUCCACGAGACUUUUAUGUACAGAUUGAUACAGGAAGUGAUGUUUUAUGGGUCAGUUGUGCUUCUUGCAAUGGCUGUCCUCAAACCAGCGGACUCCAAAUUCAGUUGAAUUUCUUUGAUCCAGGGAGCUCAGUUACAGCAACACCGAUCUCAUGUUCUGACCAAAGAUGCAGUUGGGGUGUACAGUCCUCUGAUUCAGGCUGUUCUGUUCAGAACAAUCUUUGCGCUUACACGUUUCAGUAUGGAGAUGGAAGUGGCACCUCGGGGUUCUACGUCUCUGAUGUCUUGCAGUUUGACAUGAUCGUAGGAAGCUCUCUGGUCCCAAACUCAACCGCUCAAGUUGUGUUCGGAUGCAGCACCUCACAGACUGGAGAUUUAGUGAAGUCAGAUAGAGCGGUUGAUGGAAUCUUCGGGUUUGGGCAACAAGGGAUGUCUGUGAUAUCUCAGCUUGCUUCGCAGGGAUUAGCUCCGAGAGUGUUCUCACACUGCUUGAAGGGAGAGAAUGGAGGCGGAGGCAUAUUGGUUCUUGGAGAGAUUGUAGAGCCAAACAUCGUCUUUACUCCACUCGUUCCCUCACAGCCUCAUUACAAUGUGAAUCUGCUGAGCAUCUCGGUGAAUGGCCAAGCUUUGCCUAUCAAUCCAUCGGUCUUUUCGACAUCAAACGGUCAAGGAACAAUCAUCGAUACAGGUACAACACUGGCGUACCUUUCCGAAGAAGCCUAUGUUCCUUUUGUUGAAGCAAUUACAACUGCUGUUUCGCGGUCGGUUAGACCCGUUGUCUCGAAAGGGAACCAGUGUUACAUAAUAGCCACAAGUGUUGCAGACAUAUUUCCUCCAGUUAGCUUCAACUUUGCUGGUGGAGCAUCCAUGUUCUUGAAUCCUCAGGAUUACCUCAUACAGCAAAACAACGUCGGAGGUACUGCAGUGUGGUGCAUUGGUUUUCAGAAGAUACAGAAUCAGGGGAUAACAAUCCUUGGAGAUUUGGUUCUUAAAGACAAAAUCUUUGUCUAUGAUCUGGUCGGUCAGAGAAUAGGAUGGGCAAAUUACGACUGUUCGAUGUCGGUAAAUGUCUCUGCGACUAGCAGCAGCGGAAGAAGCGAAUAUGUGAACGCAGGACAGUUUAGUGAAAACGCCGCGCCGCAGAGAUUGUCUUUGGACAUUAUUGUCGGGAACACUUUGAUGCUCUUAGUAAUGGUAAUCAACAUGUUCUUAUAG
This is a messenger RNA of Thlaspi arvense, 1482 nucleotides long. The record is from the annotation of a GenBank genome assembly. NCBI's taxonomy places the organism in Eukaryota, Viridiplantae, Streptophyta, Magnoliopsida, Brassicales, Brassicaceae.